Messenger RNA from Striga hermonthica, 531 nucleotides. The record is from the annotation of a GenBank genome assembly. NCBI's taxonomy places the organism in Eukaryota, Viridiplantae, Streptophyta, Magnoliopsida, Lamiales, Orobanchaceae.
UCAUUUUAUGAUCAGUCAUAUAAAGGUUGCCGGAAAAAGUUGUCGGACGGCCGGCGAAAGGCCGACCGUAGUGCCUGCCCGCACAUAACGUGCGCACGGCACGGCCGGCAGUCCCAGCGGGCAUGCAGACAGCGUCCGCACGCCCAGCAGUACGUGCGCGUAGCUAGUGCCCCGCAGUCAGUCAUGCACUGCCGCAGUCAUGUGCGUGGGCGUACGCAGUGCACGCCAACACGCACGGCAGUGCGCAUUCAGCCGUUUGCGUACACCGCAGCGUCGCACGCCCAGCAGCGUUCCCCGCAACGUCCGUACGCCCGCAAGCAGCGUUCCACGCACGCUGGCCAGUGUCCACGCACGCCAGCACGCCCGACAGCGUGCCAGCAGUGCCCAGUAGGCCUCGGCGUUGCACGACAGCACGCCCGAGUGCCCAGUCAGCCCAGCACGCAUAACCCACGUGCCAGUCGCCUGUCCGUGGUGCGCAGUAGCGCCCAGCAGUGCCAGUCCGUGCCAGUACCAUUGUCAGCGUACAUGACC